UGAGAUAAUAUUUCAGAAUUGUUUUGAUUUGCAUUUCUAAAUGAAAGGUUUUAAAAUGUAAGUUAGAUUAACAUUAUAUCAGAGUAACUGAUACAGUCCAAUUUUUAUAAUUUUAUGGUAGUUUGUUGCUUUAUUUAUAUUUUCUUUCCUCUGUCAUUUCAUAGCAGGUAGAAAACAAUGGGACCAACAACAACAAUGGUAUGGAAACUACUAAAGAAACUGAGAAAGUAAAUGAUGCUUUUAGAAUUAAAGGAGAUGACAUUAUUUCUGACAAAGGAUAUGGAAAGGAUAUGGCAGGGAAGUUUAACAAUGAACCUGUUGGAAACAACCUGAAAAUUAAUCUUGGAGGCAAAGGUGGACCCAGCAACACUGGCAGUGAAAGCAAUAGUGAUGGAUAUGAUGAGAGCUAUGAUUUUGACAAUGAAUCUAUGCAAAGAGAUGACCCUGAUAGCACUAAUGAUGAUGCCAAGUCUGAAAGUGAGGAUAUUAGUAAUAGUAAGAGCAAUGAUUCUGAGGAACCUGAUGAAUCAAUUGGUGAUAGCAAUGGCAGUGACUCACCAGAAGGAGAUGAAGAUAGUGACAGUGCAUCAGACACUAAUGAUAGUGAUAGUACUCAUCAUGGCAGCAAUAGUGGUGACAAUAGUAAUGGAAAUGGUGGUAGUGAUAGUAAUGACAGUGAUAGCAAAUCUGAUAUUGAUAACAAAUCUGAUAGCAAUGACAGUAGUGACAGCAGUGAUAGCAGUGAUAACAGUGAUAGCAGUGACAGUAGUGAUAGCAGUGAUAGCAGUGACAGCAGUGAUAGUAGUGACAGCAGUGACAGUAGUGACAGCAGUGAUAGCAGUGACAGUAGUGAUAGCAGUGAUAGUAGUGACAGCAGUGAUAGCAGUGACAGCAGUGAUAGCAGUGACAGUAGUGACAGCAGUGACAGUAGUGACAGCAGUGAUAGCAGUGACAGCAGUGAUAGUAGUGACAGCAGUGACAGUAGUGAUAGUAGUGAAAGCAGUGACAGUAGUGAUAGCAAGUCUGAUAGCAGUGACAGCAGUGAUAGCAGUGACAGCAGUGAUAGCAGUGACAGCAGUGAUAGCAGUGAUAGUAGUGACAGCAGUGAUAGUAGUGAUAGUAAAUCUGAUAGCAGUGACAGCAGUGAUAGUGACAGCAGUGGUAGUGACAGCAAAUCUGAUAGCAGUGAUAGUGAUAGCAAAUCUGAUAGCAGUGAUAGUGAAAGUAGUUCUGAUAGCAGUGACAGCAGUGAUAGUGAUAGUAAAUCUGAUAGCAGUGACAGCAGUGAUAGUGACAGCAAAUCUGAUAGCAGUGACAGUAGUGACAGCAGUGAUAGUGACAGCAAAUCUGAUAGCAGUGACAGUAGUGACAGCAGUGAUAGUGACAGCAAAUCUGAUAGCAAUGACAGCAGUGACAGCAGUGAUAGCAGUGACAGCAGUGAUAGUGACAGCAAAUCUGAUAGCAGUGACAGUAGUGACAGUAGUGAUAGUGACAGCAAAUCUGAUAGCAGUGACAGCAGUGAUAGCAGUGAUAGUGAUAGCAAAUCUGAUAGCAGUGAUAGUAGUGAUAGUGAAAGCAGUUCUGAUGGCAGUGACAGCAGUGAUAGUGAUAGCAAAUCUGAUAGCAGUGAUAGUAGUGACAGUAGUGAUAGCAGUGACAGUAGUGACAGCAAAUCUGAUAGCAGUGACAGCAGUAGCAGUGAUGAUGACAGUACAUCUGAUAGUGAUAAUAACAACCAUCAGGGCAAGGGCAAGUCUAAUAACAGAAAUGACAGUGACAGUGACAGUGACAGCAGUGUCAGUGAAGGCAGUGACAGUAACCAUUCAACAAGUGAUGAUUAGAACAAAGGUCAGGAGGUAGAAAAGUUUCUUCUGUGAAAAGUCCAAGUAAUUUCUAAGAAUUAAAAUUUUCUGGAAAAGUACAAGCAAGAAGAAAGAAUGAAAUGAAAGUCAGGUAUCACCUCGGACACAACUACAAAAAUUAUCAAGCUGUCAGAACUGGAGUCAAAGAAAAACUAACUCAGAAGUAUUCUGAAUGCUUGAUCUGGAUGUGUUUUAAGUUAGUAGGUAAAAAUGUUACAUAAAUAUAGAUGUACUCAAUGAUAAUGAAAUUUCUUUGUGUUUUAACUUAAAUUCAAAGGCAAAGUAAAAUAUGAAACAAUAGUGGAAAAAUACUGUUUAGGUUCACAAUACCUAAAAGCUUAAAUCUUCACUGGGUUGCCAAAUGGCAACUUACAUUUCACAAAUUACAGGUUCCAAAAAGUUCUAUAGAAUGCUUCCCAUAAGCAAUAACAGUUACAAACAAGUAUGCGGCAUUGUCAUGCUCCAGAAAGCAUGAAUUCUGUAUGACUACACUCAAUCAAGGAAGGUUUAUUUGAUAUCUAGAUGCUCUGGUUUUGGCACCAUUAUUUGAUCUAAUACCCUACUUUAUGUAAAGUGGAAGGAUAAUUAAUCUCUGUAAAGAAUAUAUUCAUCAUAGUCUUCAGAGCAUUAUUUUGACAAGUGCUUCUGAUUCUAAGUAUUGAAGUAUAACAUUUUAAUGAAAAAGUAUAGCUGUAAGCCACCAGGAAUUUAGCAUAACUUUGUUUAUGGAACUCAGGGAGAUUCACGUUCUAAAUCUAGUGCUGUGAUCUCCAUGUAUAACUUUAAAAAUUAGCCACACAAUAUUAUGUCUUGGUUAUCAUAAAAUGAUUUGUCUAUAUAAGCAUUGGCUGAUUUAGAAUAAAUUUAUCUUUUAAGAACUGAACCUCUCUUAAGAGUCACAUCAAGUUCUCAGAUAUCUCCCUGGUCUAGACACGGUCUAUGGUCUUUAAGUCAGUAGCAGUUUAAAAAUCACCUGGAAAUGUUCUUUUUACUUCUUGGAUAAUGUUUGCAACCAAAGGUCACAGAAGACCCUUUAAUUGGUUUUCAAUGAAUACCAGUAAUUUUCAGUCAAGGAUGUAUUCCCAAGCCCUUUCAAUUAGAGGAAUGCUAUAACCUAAAUAGCAUUUUAGAAGAUAUGUAACUCACAGAUAUAUUUAAAGAUUCCAUUAUGAUCUAAACGAUGGCAUGGGGGAAUCCCUUCACUUUUCCCUUAUUUUAUUUUAGAUUUGGACUUGAGGUUUCAUCUGAGAACUCUCAUUGUAGAAACUCCUUUCACAGAUCAGCGACUCAGCCACAAUUUGCAGACUUAGAAAGCUGCCAAGUUAAAUGAAAACUAAUGUGACUUGUAUAAUUCUGGUUAUGGGUCAAAGAUGAUAGGAAUCCAGUCUUCUUGAGUUCAAGUCUAGUACUUUACCUUCUCUAACACGAUGCCUCCUUUGUACAACUAAUUAUCCUUUUGACUGAUUGCUCUAAUAGAGUUUCAAAUAUAGUUUGCUCCCUUCCUUGACUGAUUCUAAAACUUAAAGAGAUGGUCACAGGUCAUAGAGCAUUUUGUUCACUACAUGCAUUGGGGUCUGGGAGCGUGAGGCAAGUAUUCUUAAUCCUCUCUUACAGAUGAAGACAUUGAAGCUGAGAGAGGGUAAAUGACUUGGUGAUUAGUACCAUAAGUGCCACAUCUCACAUUUGAACCAGCCUCUUAAAUUCAUUGUCCUUUCCAAUAAGCUAGGUUACUGUAGAGGUGUAUUUUAUUUUCUUUGUUGAUUUGAUUUGUUUGUUAAAUUUCUAAUGAAAUCUUACUCUGAUGCCUUCAAGUGAUAUGUAAGAGAUCCUAGCUUCUCAAAGGCUAUGCCAGUAAAGUCUAUGUUCUUGCUGGUCCUACCAAGCUUGGAAAAGUUACAAGUAGACUAGGAUUGAAGUGCCAAAUAUAGUUGGAAUGGCUAUAUUGAGAUUUUUAUUGCAUUGUGGUAUUUAAAGGAUGCAGUUAAUAUUUUCUUUUGUGCAUAAAUUUAUAAUUUCUCUGUGCUCUGUUUUGUGUCCUGUAAUUCAAAGGGUGGGUUCAAUUUGAGCCAAGAAAUGAGUUCUGAUUAGAGGGAGAGGAUGCUUCUGGAGGCCUUGUUCUCCAAAGAGGGAUAGUGUUUCUUGGGACUACUUUCCACCCCAGUAAAAGUAAUAUCAGCAUCCUAGGGGGGAAAGGUUACAGUUAUCCCUUCCACAUCUCAGCUUUCUCUAUCGUGGUUUUGAUAUAUUGUGGGUUGGCAUAAGAAAUUAAAUGGGAAUAUUUGAGGUGUUUUGUGGAAGGUACAGAGGACAUUCAAAGGUCAGCAAAGGCAGACAACCCAGAAGAAGUUUAGAAAUGCAUAUUUAACCCCAAAUUUACAAUGAGGUACUGUAAAUAUACUCUAAAAGAAAAAAAAAUUCAGAUGUCUUUUCUGGUACUAAGGAAAAGCCAAAAAAUUUUACAUGAGUUUUCCAGAUCAUGGGGAUGCUGUACCCCUAACAACUGUAUUAUGGUCCCCAGGCUGUCAAUUUGACAGAGAAUGAGAGAGAAGAUAUUAAUAAAAAUAUGCUUAAGGGAUAAGGGACUUGGGGUGGUUGCUUCUAUAGGGGUAGUGGAAGUAGAGACUAAGGGAGGAAGAUAAAACCACAAUGACUAAAUGCAUAAGUAAGUAAGAAAGCAUAGACUUAAUUAUAUGCUUAAAUGAAAAUGGAUUUAACUCUUCUAUAAAAUGAAGGAAAAUGGAAUAAUGGAAAACAAAAAACUCAACAAACUGUUGUAUACAAGAAACACCUGUAAAACAUAUAGAAAAAAAAUUUUUAUCUGUGUUAUCUCUAUCAUUGUUAUUCAUGUAGUUAUAGCUUCUUUGAUUUGUUUUUGUCAUCAAUAAUUUUGAUUUGCAUCUUUUGCUUGUGCUCUCUAAAUUAAGAUUUUCAAUAAUUUUGCUUUUUGCAGAAAUUAAUAAUUUCUCUGUGCUCUGUUUUGUAGCAUAUAAUUUUUAUGUAUCCUAUUCUCUGUGUCUGUUUAUAAAAGUCACAUAGUAAUAUUACCAUUCAGAAAAUUCUGUCUUUCAGAUGUAGUUUCCCAUUAUUUGCUCACUUCCAUUUCUCUAUUUUUUUGGGGGGUUGAUCUUUCUGAUGUAUUUAUCCAAGUCAUGGAGAACAUUAAAAUCUCUUCCUAUUAUGCCUCUCUUUUUUCUGAAUGUAUACAUUUUCAUUGAUUAGGGCAUAUUUUGUAGGGUAUGUCAUUUGGAGUUUCAGUCUAAGUUCCUUUUUUUUUUAACAUAGUCUGUUUC
Molecule: messenger RNA, 5152 nt
Organism: Monodelphis domestica (gray short-tailed opossum)
Lineage: Eukaryota; Metazoa; Chordata; Mammalia; Didelphimorphia; Didelphidae
Gene: DSPP
Product: dentin sialophosphoprotein
Biological process (GO): dentinogenesis; odontoblast differentiation
Cellular component (GO): nucleus; cytoplasm
Molecular function (GO): collagen binding
Source: RefSeq, a predicted model, not a curated record